GUGAGGGGCGGAGGCCAGUUGACUUCGAUCCGUCGAGUGUAACGUGUUGAAUGUGCGUUCCGCAUCGCUAGUUGUUCGCACGUUCGUCUCGAAAUUCAACUUUGCUCUUCACAAACCGACUAGUCGAUCGAAAAAUGUUCUACGCGAAUGUGAUCGCCUCGCGAUAACAGACCAAAAUAAUCUACACCGUGUGUGAGUGAAAACAAAUCGUGCUCCACUCCGAAGGGAAAUAACCGAGCGAACAGUGAACACUAAGAAAGGAAAAUACCGAAACACGGGAGAAACAACAGUAAUCGAAGGAAAGCUCCGUCGAAGAAAAACUCCGUCUCGGGUGCUCUUCACUUCGGCGGGUCGGUUCGAUCGAUAAACACGGGGUGCGUGUACCGUACACUGGCGUCCGGUGGAUAACGAGACGAGAAGAGGUGUGCGUGACCGUAUUUAAACUACGACCCACAUUUCCUCCCCGUUUGUUCAGGCAACACCGAUACACCGACGAAACCCUUGUUCGAAGUGAACGCCACGAAAACCAACGAUGAAGGCAAUGGUGGUGAGUCCGGUGGGCGGUAGAGUACCACCUAGCCGGGGUGUCUUGCACAGCAGUCUCGGGAUCAACGGGACCCGGCGGGACCUCGAGGCAGAGGAAGUGGCGGCCUACCUGACCAAGCUGCGCUCUUUGGUCCCCGACAUGCCUAGGAAGCGGAAGCUGUCGAAGCUCGAGGUGAUCCAAAGAGUGAUCGAAUAUAUCUGCGACCUGCAGACCACCUUGGAGGAGACGAACCAUGAGUCCAGUAUCGUGAAGACGACGCCCAGGCAACCCCUUCAGCCGUUGUUAAACGCCGCGACGACGGUGCCCGCGACCUCCACGACGCCGACGACGACGACGAUGACCGGUCUGGUCGCGGAACGGUGACACGGCUCGUCGCACCAGCUCCAGUAAAGUCCAGGUCGCUGCGAGCUGACCUCUACGAACCCAACGCUCGCUCAGGACUAUUCGAGCCUGCACCGAGGGUUGGGAAGAUCGAGGCACGAGGGUCCUCGCGAACGUUGCCGACGCAUCUUCUCGAAUACAUAGAUUCGUUGAAGAUUCAUCGUCCCGGCGAAGAGAAGAGGAGGUGGAUCACGUUGGUGUUCGGAACGAUUCGCCGCUGAGAGACUCGAAGGGAUGUUUGAGGAACGAGAAUUGAAAACUGGCCGUCACGGCUAAUCGAACUUCUUUCUUCGGGGAAGGAUGUAAAUACCUGUACAUAAACUCGCCGCAUUCCUCGCACGAUUUAUUAUUGUAUCACUUCCACUGUUCUUUUGUUUCUCGAUCCUUGUAAUCGUAAGCAAUUCACACGAGAAUUGGAAACUUGUUCACGUCCUUCUUUUCUUUUUUUUGUUUUUUUUAAACGAGACACGAAGUUACUCCGUUUCCAUUCGCGAUGUUCUUUUCGUAUUUUCGUAUUAGACCAGCAACGUUGAAAUUCGAAAUGUCGAUCAUUGAAUUCUGUGUAAUUUUGAGUGAAUAUAGUAUUCGUCGUUCAUGACUGAGCAGGGUUGAAUAGUGAUUCGAUGUUUAAUGGAGCAAAGUUUUUAUCGAUUUCGUAGUAUUUGAAACGAUUUUUUUUCCUUUUUUGCAAUAGAGAAAUUCUUAGAAUCAAAUAAACCUGAAAUUAAAUUGACCGUCACGUAACAGUGCACACUCCGCCCAACCAGUCAUGAAUGAAUCCCCCACCUAUUCUUUCUCGUAGAUUUCGUAUGGAAGAGAAAUGUUUUAUCGUCGCGUUGACCAACCCUGUAUUAUUUGGACACCCAUUGUAGAUAAUAAAGAGAACUACUUGUAUUAUGAUUACGAAUUACGUUAGGGAUAAUUUCCGAUACUAUAUUAUAAUUAAUUUUAUUAUUAUUAAUUUUAUUAUUAAUAUUAUUAUUAUUAUUACUUGAUUAUUAUCGUUGUUAUUGCUUUUUCAUAUUAUAAGUUAGAGAUCUCUCUCCGUAACUAUUGUAUAUUCGCGAAGACUGAAAGGCUGUAAAGUGUAAGUAUAUUGUCGCGCGGGCGUGUCACACUCGCGCACGCGAAAUAAAUGCAAACUGUGUCUACACGAUUACUUCUGCGUCUGAUUCUUUAUUGGAGAAUAACACCUUUCCUUGACACCUUAUGACUUUAUUAUCACACAAUGCUGACAAGUGAUCAGCAACUGUUACGGUGAGAAGGGAAACAAUUUUUCUAUGAACAAUAUGUUUAAAAGUGUGAACUGUGUUAUUUUUCUGCCGUUAUUCUCACCAAAACUAA
Molecule: messenger RNA, 2272 nt
Organism: Nomia melanderi (Alkali bee)
Lineage: Eukaryota; Metazoa; Arthropoda; Insecta; Hymenoptera; Halictidae
Gene: emc
Product: Basic helix-loop-helix domain-containing extra-macrochaetae
Biological process (GO): negative regulation of transcription by RNA polymerase II; circadian regulation of gene expression; cell differentiation
Cellular component (GO): nucleus; cytoplasm
Molecular function (GO): protein dimerization activity; transcription regulator activity
Source: RefSeq, a predicted model, not a curated record